Messenger RNA from Xenopus laevis (African clawed frog), 4016 nucleotides. RefSeq names its product TLC domain containing 4 S homeolog (gene tlcd4.S). Gene Ontology annotation, biological process: lipid homeostasis. Bases 813 to 1601 code for a protein of 262 amino acids. The record is from RefSeq and is a predicted model, not a curated record. The transcript is spliced from 8 exons. Lineage: Eukaryota; Metazoa; Chordata; Amphibia; Anura; Pipidae. Gene Ontology annotation, cellular component: endoplasmic reticulum; membrane.
GCCAGGUGGCAACCCUAAGCACAAGCACAACAUGACGCAAAUUAUAAAUUGCACAUCACAGGCCCAGACUGGCAGUUAGGGUUGCCACCUUGUCUAAAAAAUUUUAUCGGCGCGUGGGAACAAAAGGAGUGGUUUGUGAGUCACGCACAAAAGGGGUGGAGUCACGCACCAUGACGCAAAAGGACGUGGAGAAACACGUGCAAUGGCCAAAAGCCUGAAAAAAAAGAACACAUUUUUGGGUGAAUGAGACAUGAAAAGGCGCUUUUCCAUCCAGCCACAUUGCCCCGCGAGACCUCCCUCAUUCCUCCAUUGUGUGACUCAUCCGCGCCGUUCGUUGUGCCCAGGAGGGAUUUCCAGACGCGCUGCGGAAUCACUUCGCCAGCAUCACACACGAGCCCCUUAGAACCGGACUGACCGCAAUGAACCUUCUCCGUGUCCCAGUCUAACAACGACAUGCCAAUUCUCAAGCGCCGCCUCUCGUCAUUCACUGCAGCGCGGGCCUGGCCGGCACACUAGGGGUUAAACCCUGCUGUAACUCGAUCCGACCGCUGCUGCACAGACUCUACAGCGACUAACCGAGGCUUCCCUCACAGCAUCUCUAGCCCUGCUUGGAUCGCCACCAUCUCUGCGAGGCUCUGACAGAGAAUCCCGGUAGCCACGUCCGUCUGGGCUUCUGCCCCUUUCAGAUAAGCUUUUCUUCCCUGGUCAGUACGGACAGCAUUCAGCAUGGAUAUCGGCAGCUAGACACAAUGAAUGAGCCCACUUACAGCCGCUCUCAGGCCUGCAUGUAGGAGCCCUUGGUGCAGGUUACCAUGGCUAACUUCAGCCCUCUGACUGUCUUUAUCUCAGUGACUAGCUUAGCAGUAUUUCAGUUCCUGUUUCAUGUUGGAAGCUCCUGGCUCUCCACCCGUUUAACUGGUGGUUUCCACAAGCUGAGUGCAAGACAGAAGAUUGAAUGGAAUUCCAGGACGGUGUCCUCAUUCCAUGCUUUGGUGGUUGGAUGUUUCUGCUUGUAUAUUUUGGUGUACGAUGAUGCUGUUAAUGCUGACCCUGUUUGGGGUGAUCCCUUCAUGGUCAAGCUGAAUGUUGCAGUAACCUCAGGCUACCUCAUUUCAGACCUGUUGCUUAUUAUUUAUUACUGGAAGGAGAUUGGUGAUAAAUAUUUUGUGACACAUCACUUGGCAGCUCUGUAUGCUUACUACUAUGUACUGGGUGAAGGAAUGUUGCCAUAUUUUGGUAAUUUCCGACUAAUUGCUGAAUUUUCUACACCCUUUGUUAAUCAACGGUGGUUUUUCGAAGUUUUGGGAUAUUCCAAAUAUUCUCUCCCAAACAUGGUAAAUGGUGUUCUGAUGACAAUCUCCUUCUUCAUUGUGAGAAUAGCGGUCAUACCGAUCUAUUAUGGGCGUGUCUUUUCCACCUUCGGCACGGAGGCGUUUCACAGACUGGGACUUGGUGCCCAGUGCGCAUGGAUCAUCUCAAGUGUAUCACUGGAUAUUAUGAACGUUAUGUGGAUGAUAAAAAUUGCAAAAGGGUGCUACAAAGUCCUCUAUCACAGAGAUGGGAAAUUGACCAAAACACAGAAUAAUGGAAAACUAGAGUAGAAAACAAAAAUAUAUGUAUUUUGUCUUCCAACCAGCAUUUGUUUGGGAACCCCUACCCCAAGGACCUGCAUGUUCUUUUUCUGCCAUAAUCAAAGGAGACAACAAUUAUUACCUUUUUGUAAGUGCUAUUUGCACCCUUUCCACAUUUCCACAAUAACAGUAUUCCAAAGAAGAAUCAACACAUUUUCUUCUAUACUUUUUCCUUUUGUCAAACAGUAACUCUUUAAAUGGAAUCAUUUUUCUAAAAAAAAGAGUCUAACACUGGUGCCCUGAAAGGAAGCAUAAAAAAGUAGCCUUGUGCUUCUGGGUAUGCAAAUCUGAAAGAUGAACUGACUGGUUGAUGGGUGUUUAAAUACAGGUCCGAUCAUUCCUACAGCAGCUCCAAAACCCCUUUGGAUCUACCAUUUAUCAUAUAUUGGAGGUGAUCACAGCUCACUGCUAUGUUUUGGUAGCCGAGGAUGAGUAGAGUAUAACGGUGCUUUAUUAGCAGGCUCAUGCAGCCACUACACAACAGUAAGCAACUCUAACACCACAAGCUGUAUAGAAAGUAUACACAGUAUAAGUUUUUAGCACAGUGACAUCUACAGGCCAUUUAUAUAAUCUUUUAAUUUUGUAUUCUGAAGUAAUUUGUCACGUGCAAAAUUUUGAAUUUAUCCAUGUCCACACAGAAGUUUGAGCUUCUGUGUAUACAAAAUUCUAAUGAUAGGUUAGUAAUUAUAUUUUUAAAUGUAUUUGUUUCAUGUAGUGAUUUUAUCCAUGUCCACACAGUAGUAUGAAAAAGGGAGGUUUUGCUCCCGUUAAUGCAUAUUUCUAAUUAUUGGCUCACUGUUGGUGGCUGAGGUUUUUUUUUAUUUACCAGCCCAAAUACAGGUCUGAUCGUUCCUGCAGCAGCUACUUGUUUGAAAACAGAGCUAUCAGUUACAUGAUGUAACAUAGCUUUCCAGGAGUGGUAAAAAAAAUAAAAGUGUAAAUAAAAUUUAUCAAGAUUUUGGAAGACGGAAUUGGGGUGAGACUAGAUCAGCACAGAUAAAACAUUAUACUGAAAAUAAUUGGGGUGAGACUAGAUCAGCACAGAUAAAACAUUAUACUGAAAAUAAGAGGGGCUUAUUUACUAAACUCCGAAUUCAAAAAUCCUGAACAAUUUGUGAAUUUUUUUUUAAAAAAUUAAGAAUUUUUCGGAAUUUAUUUAACCCGAGGAUGGAAAAUUCAGAUAUAGAAAAUCCGGGAUCUCAGCCCUGUCGAGGUUGCAUAUAAGUCAAUGGGAGAUAUCCCAAUGAUUUUUUGAUGUGCGCUAGGUUUUUUUCCCGCAAAGCAAAUUUUUGGGGAAAAUGUAAUAACAAAUAAGCAUAAAAAACCCGAGCGGAUUUGAUCGGAGUUUGUAGCAGAAAAUGUUGAGAUAAAAUCGGACUGAUAAAUAACCCCCUAAGAGUCUUUUGUAUUCAAAACUGAAGGUUGCUGGGAUUUUGCACCUUUGAUUAAAUGACUAAUACUAAAACCUAAUAUUUAACCAAUUUAAGGACAAAAGCCUUUCCAGUAGAUUUAUUCAAUUAUAAUGAAGAUUUGACUAUAUACGUUGCCCCAUAACCCAGACUGAAACAUGUAACUGAAAGCUCAGGAAGGUCAUAAUAAUUAGGUGAAUAUAUUAUUGAAUUGUGAAUCAUUUAUUUGGCACUGGUACAUCUUCACAGGAUGUUUGAAAAUAUAAAAAUACCUAUUUGAGGGACUUUAAUUACCUGGGGUCUUCUACCAGGCAGGUAAAAAUUCUUCGCUCAGGUUUUUUUUUAUAGUGUUUAUUUUUUUUGUCUACACUUCAGGAAUCUGUAAAGUUGCAGUGAAGCUAAUCCUGGCAUGCUCAGCCAUUGCAUUCUGCUGACCUAAAUAAUUUAUACUGGUUUGCAUUUUUAAUGAAUUUCUCCUUGGGUUUAGUUACACUGGCGAGUCAGUAAAAGCACUUUCCAUCCUCUACUUAGAAAUUCUUUCAUUGCCUUUUGCAUGGGCAAGUGUUUUAGUUCUGAUCUGAUGAGAAAAACCCUUCAUAUAUAUUUAGCCUUUAAUAAUUGAAUUCAAUAUAUAACACUUUACCCAGAGUGCUGUUUUUUUUGAGGAAAAUGAACCGAUAAAUACAUGCCUGAUAUUUUUGUGUGAAAACACAAAAGAAUGAUUUAUUUUUUUCCCCUUUAUACCUAUAGGAGGGCAAUAAAUACACGUCAGAGAUCUUAUUUUCUUAAUCUACCAAUGUCUGAAAACAGUGUUGCUUGAAAGCAAUUGACUGCGACAUUUUGAAGGAUUAAAUCUUAUUUUUGUCAAAGUUGCUUCACAACAGGGCUGCUCCAAGGUCUGUAUUUGAGUUAAGCCCUUUUAAGAUUUCUUAUGCUAUUUUGAAUAUGAAUGCAAUAAAAAUUUCUCUGAAAACGG